Molecule: messenger RNA, 866 nt
Organism: Carya illinoinensis
Lineage: Eukaryota; Viridiplantae; Streptophyta; Magnoliopsida; Fagales; Juglandaceae
Exons: 2
Coding region: 87-764 (225 amino acids)
Source: RefSeq, a predicted model, not a curated record
ACAUAACUCGUAUUUAUGAGUUGUGUAAACAAUUCUUCGUGUUGGAACAUAAUGCUUUGGGCCUGGAAGAAUAUUAUUCUCAAGUGAUGGGCAUAUGUGAAGAACUCAAAAUGUAUCAACCCAUCACUUCUGAUGUUCUAAGUAUGCUAAAACAACGAGAAGAUUUUAAUAUUGUUCGUUUUCUUGUUGGCUUAAAACUGGAGUAUGAGUCCGUGCGUUCUCAAAUUUUGGCAAGUCCACAGCUUCCCUCAUUUCCUGAUAUAUUAUCCCGACUUCAGCGAGCUACAUUGUCUUCUGAUCAGAGUAAUGAGAGAUCUGCUUUAACUGCUUCCUAUGUUGCUCUUGCUGGGCGUGGAGGUCGGAGUGGUAGAGGUGCACGUGGGGGACGUGAUACCAGAGAUAAUCGCACUCGAGGUCGUGAAUCUCGUAAGUGCACCCAUUGUGGUCGCACUAACCACUCAGUGGAUUAUUGUUGGGAUCUACAUGGUAGACCAUCUGGGUAUGCUAAUCAAGCCACUUUCCAAGAUGAUCCACAGUCAAUGAGCUCCAACUCAUCUUCAGAUAUGAUUAGUAUAUCAAAGGAUGAGUAUGAGCGGUUUUUGGGUCACACAGGGGCUUCAUCUUCCACAGCUAUUCUUACCCACUCAGGUAUAGCAUCCGCAUGUCUUGUCUCAUCCACUCAAGGUCCAUGGAUCAUUGAUUCAGGAGCUAAUGAACAUUUGACCGGAUCUCAAGACGGGGAACAAGAUUGGUACGGGGCAUGAAGCUGGUGGUCUGUAUUACCUUGAUGUUCAACAGUCACCCACUCGAGCCCUUACAACCCCCUCAUCAUCUGCUUUUGAAUGGCACUGUCGCCUAGGUCACCC